Messenger RNA from Patiria miniata (bat star), 2774 nucleotides. Its product is annotated as IQ calmodulin-binding motif-containing protein 1-like. Gene Ontology annotation, molecular function: calmodulin binding. Bases 59 to 1822 code for a protein of 587 amino acids. NCBI's taxonomy places the organism in Eukaryota, Metazoa, Echinodermata, Asteroidea, Valvatida, Asterinidae. Gene Ontology annotation, biological process: cilium assembly. The transcript has 12 exons. The record is from RefSeq and is a predicted model, not a curated record. Gene Ontology annotation, cellular component: cilium.
ACGUGAACGUGCAGCUCGCAGGGCCGAUCUUCUUCUUUUUACAUUGUCAUUUAAAGAAAUGAGCGGAACGGAUGCUCUAGAAGACAGACGGGUGGAGGAUCUUGCUCACCAAGUCACAGAAACUUCAGACAAAAAUGUUCCAAUUUUGCUUCUUGCAAUCCAAGACAUUUUGGACAGUGUCAUCCCUGGUUCUCAGAGAGCUUCCAAAGUCAAGAAAGACAUUUGGAACUUUGACCUUCUGCAGAGUGUCCUUCUUGCGCUGAGGCAAGACUUUUCUCUCAUCCAGGGAAAAUGGAACACAGCUGCAUCCCUGGCCAAGAUCCUAGCGCAUUGUGCAGUUGGCCUGGAACCCACAGACACCUACGAGUACAAUGCCAUCUUCCUCCCGGAGGCAUCGGAACGUCUUCUCAUCUUAGCCCGCAACAUCCAGUUCCGCUACAUGAAGAUCCCGGAGAAGACACUGACCUUGAAAGACGACUUAAUCAAAGACUUCAAGGAGGUCAUCGAGGCCUUACAGUGGCUCAUCAGUGGCCAUGUUUUCCUCACUAUGCACGUUCUGAGAUCCAAUUACCUGCUUCAGAUGUUGAUCACAGAUGACAAGGAGACUGCCAUCGUCAUUCUUGGAUUGUUUCAGAACGCGGUCCGAGUCAACCCAAUGGUCCUACAGACACUAGAUGAGAAGGUGGUCCACAGUCUACUGGAUGAGGUCAUCUACAAGCUGUCUGCAUUUAAUGAUGCGGAGGUGGGUGCGGCAGCUACCAGGGCCCUGGUCAACAUUGCCGAUGUCCACCAACCGCUCAUCAGACUGCUCUACACAAGAUACAAAGGUCUGAGGCCACUUUUGAGCCGGUGGACUGGUAAGGGCUUUGGCCGAGACUUGAAGAAGCUUCUGGGAUUACUGGAUGCAGGGUCAACCCAGCAGGCAGAGAUGCAGAGACUACAUCGAGCAGCCAAGACCAUCCAGGCAGUAUGGAAAGGAUUCCAGACUCGAAGGCAAUUGAAGAAAGCCAACAAAGCAUUCACCAGACUACAGAAGAGCUUCAGAGAGAAGCAAGUACAGCGUGACUUGCAUGCCGAGAAGGAACGAGAAAGGAGAGAGCUGCAGCAUCAGCUGCUGGUGUCGAGGAGGCAAGCUAUCCGACAGACCAGACAGAAACAGCUGGAUAUGAUCACUGCUAUGGCACCAGGGAAAGUGGAUGCGUAUUUGCAGAUGUCUCAGAUUGCAGCAGCCGUCAAGUUACAAGCUCGCUGGAGGGGGAUCAUUGAGAGACGUAAACUGGGUCUACGUCAGGCCACGGCCAAGCAAGUCAGGGCAGCCAUCACCAUUCAGAGAGUUGUUCGUAGAUUCCUGAAGAGACUGGAAGAGAAGAAAAGGGAACCGUUGUUAUUCCGGCCUCCCCCUGGCCUGACGGACGAGAGGAGAGUUGACCUGCAGAGAACUAUUGAUCAACAUAGAGAGGCACACCCGCCCAAGCAGCUGAGCCGACAGCUGCAGCAGGAGCUACACGACGAGGCCCAGGAGAUGUUGGGACGCUACCUCAGCGUCCGCAUGGCUCACCGUAAGAACUACCAGAGGAGGGAGGCACUCCUAGCAUCGCUGGAGACUGAUGCUGAUCUGCUCAGCGAUGCUCCCAAGCUGUGUGACCUGACGGAUCGCGACAUGCACAAGUUCACCAGUCACUCGGCCCCGAUCGCCGCCAAAGCUUUGGCCAAUCACAAGGAGCAGAUGUUGAUGCUGCGUCAGCCAUGGUGGAAGAAACUGAACGCCGGAGAGAGAACCGACGAAGAAGCUGAGCAGGACUAUGACUCCAACAUCUUAUGAUGACAACGAGUAAACAAACAAAUUCUGGGGACAAAUUUUAUGGACUCCAUUCUAGGCUCCAAUUCUGUUUGUUCCACCUACUGCCUUCAGCCAGGUGCCUUGAUGAAACCUAAAUUCAACAUCAGGGAGUACUGAAAUACAACUGAGCGUUAAUGCCUUGUAGAAGGUUUAACAUUAAAGGCAUAUAGGAUCAUUUGCUUUUCAUGCAUGUUGUUCGUUUCCAAUAAUAACAUCACUUAAAAUCCAGAGGAUUGUUCAAAACGUAACCUGUGGAAGUUUCAAAAAGUGUAACAUCAGUGGACAUUACACUUUUUGGAGAAACUGUGGAAAACCAUGCACAAACUUGUUUGCACGAUCUCGUCAAGAGCACUCUUUAUUUCCAAAAUCAGUCAAGUGACUGAUCACUAAAAAACCCCUACAUGUCUUGAUUUCUUUUGAAUGCCAGCAAGCCAGGCGAAAUUAUUUCACAGGGUGUUUACCAGUACGAUCUUUAAUCGGAGUUAGCUUUUUGAUAAUUCGGUAGGUUAUUUUGGGAUAAAUGCAAAUGAUCUUAUAUGCUUUAACGCAUGUUUACUGCCAAGGUUGAUUUCUUGAGAGAUAAGCAUCAACGUAUAAUUGUGUGUGUGAAAGUAGUUUACAUUUAAACUCUGUUCGUCUUGUAUUUUAUUCAUUUUUUUGAAACGGCUUGAGUGCAAUAUAUAUAUUGGAUUGAGUGUUGCUAUCUGAAGCAUGUAUAGCAAAUGGUAUUUGGGCAAAAAAUUGCUUUCAUAUUGCCAAUAUAGAAAUGUAACAUUCAACAUUCCAUUUCCGUCCAACUGAUAUUUGUACAUAUGCACAAUUGUAUAAAGUCAUUUAAGAAGUGAACUUUUUGUCUGCAACUUGAAACUACAGAGAAAAUAUACUGUUACUUCGGUAUCAACAAUGCCACAAAAUUAAAACACAAAAGCAACUA